AUGCCCCAUCCCAGCCAAAUGUCCAUUGACGAACUUCAGCAGAUCGCUGACCGUGCCGGCCUCGGCAUGACCCGCCAGGAGGUCGAGGAACUCAAGCCCAUCUAUGACCUGUACGCUGGGUAUGCCUAUGAGCUCCACUCAAUCGAUUUUGGCCCCACUGAGAUGGUCGUGCAGUUUCACCCCGACUGGCCCGAAGAGUAG
Molecule: messenger RNA, 201 nt
Organism: Geodia barretti
Lineage: Eukaryota; Metazoa; Porifera; Demospongiae; Tetractinellida; Geodiidae
Source: the annotation of a GenBank genome assembly